GAUCUUACAUUCAGAGGGACGCUGUCAAGCAUGGCCACUUUACCCGCAGCUGACAGAAGGGCAUUUGCCCUGAAAAUCAACAGGCAUUCAUCAGCAGAAAUAAGGAAGCAAUUUACCCUCCAACCGAGCGUUGGACAGUUUUGUCAACGAAGUAUAAGCGCCUCUGGCUCUAUUCAGCUGCCUCUGUUUUAUGACGCAGUGGAGCCAGUGGAUUUUGAAGGUUUCCUGAUGACACAGCUGAACAACUUAGACUCAGAAGCCGUGCAAGAACUUGGUGACUUUCCUGAAGAUGAUUUGGACAUUGUCUUUACUCCAAAAGAAUGCAGGACUUUGCAGCCUUCCUUGCCUGAAGAAGGUGUUGAAUUGGAUCCACAUGUCAGGGAUUGUGUUCAGACAUAUAUUCGGGAGUGGCUGAUUGUGAAUCGAAAAAACCAGGGAAAUUCAGAAACUUGCACCUUUAAAAAAAAGGGAUCCCGAAGAGAUUUUCAUAAGACCCUUCAAAAACAAACGUUCGAAUCAGAAACAUUGGAUUGCAACGAUGCCAGCUAUCAGGAAGCUCCCAGGCCCUUAAAUGUACUCUGUGAUGAGACCGGACGAACCACCCUCACAUCGUAUGACUUUAAUCUACGCAGCCUGCAGCCUGACCCACGGCUGGAAAAUCUGCUGCAGCAUGUUAGUGUGGAGGACUUUGAAAGGCAGAACGAAGAAGCACGGCGAGCCAAUAGGCAUGCAGAGCUCUUUGCCCUCUACCCAGCCAUGGACGAGGAGGAUGCGGUGGAGAUACGACCAGUUCCAGACUGCCCAAAGGAACAUCUGGGCAACAGGAUUUUGGUGAAGCUGCAGACACUGAAAUUUGAUAUAGAAAUAGAACCAUUGUUUGCAUGCAUAGCCCUCUAUGAUGUAAAAGAAAGGAAAAAGAUCUCUGAAAAUUUUCAUUGUGACCUGAAUUCAGAACAGUUCAAAGGAUUCUUACGAUCUCACACCCCCUGCAUUGACUCAUCUAGUCAGGCAAGGUCUGCAGUAUUUUCCGUCACUUACCCAUCUUCUGAUAUCUACCUAGUAGUAAAGAUUGAAAAAGUCCUUCAGCAAGGAGAAAUUGGAGACUGUGCCGAACCCUACAUGGUUCUAAAAGAAAGUGAGGGUGGGAAGAGCAAAGAAAAGGUUGAGAAACUGAAAGCCCAAGCUGAGUCCUUCUGUCAGCGUUUGGGGAGAUACCGGAUGCCUUUCGCCUGGGUUCCCAUAAGCUUAACCAAUUUCUUUAACUUUUCAACACUUGAAAGAGAAAUGUCUGAAACAGAAAGUUUAAAUGGGAAAGGAACUACUGGUGACAGAAGAACGACGAUGCUACAAGCUAGAAGACUUUCUGAGAGGAGCCUCAAUUCAGAGGACAAUUAUGCUGUGUCAAACUUCAAAGCGACCACUCUGACUGUCAACACCUUUAUAAAACAGGAAGGAGACCGACUUAGUGAUGAAGACCUAUUCAAAUUUUUAACUGACUUCAAGAGAUCUUCCUCCUUGCAGAGAAGAGUGAAGUCCAUCCCAGGAUCACUUAAAUUGGAGAUUUCCCCAGCUUCAGAAGUCCUCAGUUGCUGUCUCACCCCUGAAUUAUUACAAGUGAAACCAUUUCCUGAAAACCGCAGUCGUCCUCAGAAAGAGAUUUUGGAGUUCCCAGUUCGAGAAGUGUAUGUUCCCCACACUGUUUAUAGAAAUCUCCUUUAUGUUUACCCACAGAGGUUGAAUUUUGCUAAUCGACUGGCCUCUGCAAGGAACAUUACCAUUAAGAUUCAGUUUAUGUGUGGAGAAGACGCUACCUGUUCAAUGCCGAUCAUUUUUGGAAAGUCUUCAGGUCCAGAAUUUUUGCAAGAGAUGUACACAGCUGUCACAUAUCAUAACAAGUCUCCUGACUUUUAUGAAGAGGUGAAAAUUAAACUGCCAGCUAAACUCACAGAAAAACACCACCUACUGUUCACAUUCUACCAUAUCAGCUGUCAGCCAAAGCAAGGAGCAUGUGUAGAAACCCUCCUGGGAUAUUCAUGGCUGCCAAUUCUAUUAAAUGAUCGUCUCCAGACUGGACAUUAUUGUCUUCCUGUUGCCUUGGAUAAGUUGCCUUUAAACUAUUCAAUGCAUUCUCCAGAGAAAGUUCCAUCACAGUCACCUCCAAUUAAAUGGGUCGAAGGGCACAAGGGGGUGUUUAACGUAGAAGUGCAGGCUGUUUCAUCUGUUCACACUCAGGACAACCACCUGGAGAAAUUCUUCACUCUGUGUCAUUCUCUGGAAAGCCAAGUCACCUUCCCAAUUCGACUGAUGGAACAGAAGAUCACAGAGGCUACCCUGGAACACGAGUUAAAACUCAGCAUUAUUUGCCUGAAUUCCUCCCGCCUUGAGCCCCUGGUCUUGUUUUUACACUUGGUGCUGGAGAAACUGUUCCAGCUGGCUGUGAAGCCCAUGGUUAUAGCUGGUCAGACAGCCAAUUUCUCCCAGUUUGCCUUUGAAUCUGUGGUCGCAAUAGUGAACAGUCUUCACAACAGUAAAGAUCUGAGCAAGGACCAGCAUGGGAGGAACUGUCUCUUGGCAUCAUACGUCUACUAUGUGUUUCGCCUUCCAGAGCCUCAAAGAGAUAUUCCCAGACUAGGUGCAGCAGGAAGUGCCAAUUUGCCAGAAUCUCGUUAUUACACAUUUGGGCGCACCACAGCUGUGUCUGUUGGGUCCAGACUUCUCCAGAGCCGGGUAAUGAGCUGCAGCAAUCCAGAUAUUCAUGGUACACAGACUGCUACUGAUGAGGAAGUCAAAAAUAUCAUGUCAUCGAAGGUUGUAGAUCGCAGCUCCAGCCGGAUGUCUUUCUAUAUUGAAGCCACCAACGACACAUCAAAUGCGUCUGUAAGCCCAAGACCAUCCAAUAAAAAGCAUUUCCAUGAAGAGCUAGCACUGCAGAUGGUGGUCAGCACUGGGAUGGUGAGAGAAACCGUCUUCAAGUACGCCUGGUUCUUCUUUGAGCUGCUGAUAAAGAGCAUGGCUCAGUAUGUUCAUAACAUGGACAAGCAAGAUACUCUGCGAAGAAGUCGAUUUUCAGAUCGUUUCAAAGAUGACAUCACCACUAUCGUCAACGUGGUCACCUCGGAGAUCGCAGCACUUUUAGUUAAAGCACAGAAGGAAACUGAACAUGCAGAAAAGAUCAACAUUAGCUUGGCAUUUUUCCUGUACGACCUGCUUUCUCUAAUGGACCGUGGGUUCGUGUUUAACCUCAUCAGACAUUACUGUAAUCAGCUGUCAAACAAGCUUAAUACCCUCCCCACCCUAAUUUCCAUGAGGCUGGAGUUCCUAAGGAUUCUCUGCAGCCAUGAACAUUACCUCAAUCUGAAUCUCUUCUUCAUGACUUCAGUGUCUGCACCAGCAUCCCCCUCUCCCUCUCUGUCAUCACAGAAUUCAAGCUCCUGCUCUAGUUUCCAGGAUCAGAAAAUUGCCAGCAUGUUUGACCUUUCGGCAGAUUAUCGUCAGCAGCACUUUUUGGCUGGACUGCUUUUCACUGAAUUGGCAGCUGCACUGGACACGGAGGCAGAAGGAAUCAGUAAAGUGCAGAGGAAAGCGAUCAGUGCUGUGCACAGCCUGCUGAGUUCCCAUGACCUAGACCAGCGCUGCUUAAAACCAGAGGUGAAGGUCAAAAUUGCUGCCCUUUACCUCCCUUUGGUUGGGAUCAUUUUGGAUGCACUGCCACAGCUGUAUGACUUUACAGUUUCAGAAGCCCGCAGUGGGAAAGGUCGUACAGGGAGUCCAGAUGAAGACCAAGAAUCUACAAACGCAAUCAAUCAGUCUGUUGCCUGGGCCAUAGCUGGGAAUCAGUUCAACCUCAUAAGGUCUUCAGGUGCACCUCUGUCUUCACUGCCCUACAAACAGUACAACACAUUAAGUCCUGAUACUACUCGCAACCUUUUGAUCUGUUUCCUCUGGAUCAUGAAAAAUGCUGAACAGAGUCUUAUUCGGAAAUGGAUUGCAGACCUUCCAUCCAUGCAGCUGAACAGAAUUUUAGAUCUUCUUUUCAUUUGCGUUUCAUGCUUUGAGUACAAGGGCAAACAAAGCUCUGACAAAGUCAGCACCCAAGUGCUUCAGAAAUCAAGAGAUGUAAAAGCCAGGUUAGAAGAGGCUUUACUGAGAGGCGAAGGAGCCAGGGGUGAAAUGAUGAAACGCUGCAGGACACCAGCUGGGAAUGACAGAUUCCCAGGGUUAAAUGAAAACCUACGAUGGAGAAAAGAGCAGACUCAAUGGCGGCAGGCAAAUGAGAGGCUAGAUAAAACAAAAGCUGAGCUAGAUCAAGAAGCUCUGAUCAGUGGAAACCUGGCUACGGAAGCUAAUUUGAUCAUCCUAGAUAUGCAGGAGAAUAUCAUCCAGGCGAGCUCGGCUGUAGACUGCAAAGAUAACCUUUUGGGAGGUGUGCUGAAGGUCCUGGUAAAUUCUCUCAGCUGUGAUCAGAGCACCACGUACCUGACUCAUUGCUUUGCCACACUCAGAGCGCUCAUUGCCAAGUUUGGAGACUUGCUGUUUGAAGAGGAGAUGGAGCAGUGUGCUGACCUGUGUCAAAGAGUUCUACAUCACUGCAGCAGCAGCAUAGACAUCACCCGAAUUCAAGCCUGUGCUACCCUUUACCUCCUCAUGAGACACAGUUUCAGCUCCAUCAGUAAUUUUGCAAGAGUGAAGAUGCAGGUAACAAUGUCCCUGGCCUCUCUGGUUGGUAAAUCAUCGGAUUUCAAUGAGGAGUACCUCAGAAGAUCCUUACGAACCAUCUUGGCAUAUGCAGAAGAAGAUAUGGACAUGCAGCCAACCCUGUUUCCAGUCCAGGUGAAGGAGCUGCUACGUAAUCUGAACAGUAUCUUGUCAGACACAGUGAAAAUGAGGGAGUUUCAGGAAGAUCCAGAGAUGCUCAUGGAUCUCAUGUACAGAAUUGCCAAAGGGUAUCAGACAUCACCUGACUUGAGGCUGACUUGGCUACAGAACAUGGCAGAGAAACACGCCAAGAAGAAGUGCUACACUGAGGCAGCCAUGUGCCUGGUCCAUGCUGCAGCUCUGGUUGCGGAAUACCUGAGCAUGCUAGAGGAUCACAAGUACCUGCCAGUGGGCAGCGUCAGCUUUCAGAAUAUUUCCUCCAAUGUGCUGGAGGAAUCUGCUGUUUCGGAUGAUAUUUUGUCUCCAGAUGAGGAUGGGAUAUGUUCUGGGAGGUAUUUCUCUGAGAGCGGCCUGGUGGGGCUGCUGGAACAAGCUGCAGAGCUCUUCAGCACGGGGGGAUUGUACGAAACUGUGAACGAGGUCUACAAAAUUGUCAUCCCCAUACUGGAAGCACAUCGAGACUUCAGGAAGCUUACCUCUACUCACAGCAAGCUUCAAAAAGCCUUCGACAGCAUUAUUAACAAGGGUCAAAAGCGAAUGUUUGGAACUUACUUCCGUGUUGGUUUCUAUGGAUCCAAAUUUGGGGACUUAGAUGAACAGGAAUUUGUUUAUAAAGAGCCUGCAAUUACUAAACUUCCUGAGAUUUCUCACAGACUCGAGGGGUUUUAUGGUCAGUGCUUUGGAGAGGAUGCUGUGGAGGUGAUUAAAGACUCCACUCCUGUAGACAGAAGCAAGCUGCAUCCCAAUAAGGCCUACAUACAAAUUACAUUUGUGGAGCCCUAUUUCGAUGAGUAUGAGAUGAAAGACAGGGUGACCUACUUUGAGAAGAACUUCAGCCUCCGGCGUUUCAUGUACACCACCCCUUUCACCCUGGAUGGACGCCCCAGGGGUGAUCUGCGUGAACAGUACAAGAGGAAUACCAUCCUGACCACAAUGCAUGCUUUCCCCUAUGUCAAAACCAGAAUCAACGUCAUUCAAAAGGAAGAGUUCAUUUUAACCCCAAUUGAAGUUGCUAUUGAAGACAUGCAGAAGAAGACACUAGAACUGGCUGUUGCAACCAACCAGGAGCCACCAGAUGCCAAAAUGCUCCAGAUGGUGCUGCAGGGUUCUGUUGGAGCCACAGUAAAUCAGGGACCACUAGAGGUAGCCCAGGUGUUCCUGGCGGAAAUUCCAGCAGACCCAAAACUUUACCGACAUCACAACAAGCUGAGAUUAUGCUUCAAAGAAUUUAUAAUGAGAUGUGGUGAAGCAGUGGAGAAAAACAAGCGCCUUAUUACUGCAGAUCAGCGGGAGUAUCAGCUGGAACUCAAAAAGAACUAUAACAAGCUGAAAGAGAACCUUAGGCCAAUGAUUGAGAGGAAAAUCCCAGAGCUGUAUAAACCUAUAGUGAAAGUCCACAGUACAACAAGGGAUUCUUUUCGUAACUCUAGUUUUAAGAAAUACGAAGCCCUCUCUUCACAGAACAUCUAA
Molecule: messenger RNA, 6345 nt
Organism: Emys orbicularis (European pond turtle)
Lineage: Eukaryota; Metazoa; Chordata; Testudines; Emydidae
Gene: DOCK8
Product: dedicator of cytokinesis 8
Exons: 48
Coding region: 31-6345 (2104 amino acids)
Biological process (GO): small GTPase-mediated signal transduction; positive regulation of T cell migration; positive regulation of GTPase activity
Cellular component (GO): cell leading edge
Molecular function (GO): guanyl-nucleotide exchange factor activity
Source: RefSeq, a predicted model, not a curated record